AAACCUGCCUUCAACGCCUUGUUGUAUUGACGAUAGUAUUGGAUUACUGGUAAAGAACACAAAUCGUAAGAUCAUACAAUAGAUAACAAUACACUGGCAUGAUUUAUCAGGUUAUCACCAAGACUGAAGUAGAUCAACUAACAGAUGAACUAAAGAUCGAAUUUCCGGGAUCAGCUAAGAUCUUCUAUGUAUUAAGAAAUUAUUUACUAGGGUUAAUGGAAGGUUUUGAGGUGAUAGUUGAUAAUUGGCCAGAAUGGACUUGUAUUAUAUUGAAACCAGGGUCGGACCAAGAGGUACCUGGUUAUUUUGAACAUUUCUAUAUUUGUUAUGCCAAAAGUGUUGCGUCUCUUAAAUUUUUUAUACAACGACCAGGUGUCAUAGACUGGAAAAAACCUGCUACAUUUACAGGUGUACCGUACGAUAUUUUACCAGUUAUACACGAAGUCUGUAGAAAACAUGGUGGACACUUGCCAUAUAUAGAACCCAGAUUUAUGUACUGUUGGACUACUAAACCACCUGAAAUGCCCAAGAUUCCUGAAGGUAUCAAACUUACAACAUUAUUUCCAGAACAUGCAGAACAAUUACAAUGUGAUUGGAAGAAUGUGCGUGGUGGCAGUGACCUAGAUAUUUAUUUUCGACGUGUGAUAAAAAACUUUGACAGUAGUGCGCUGAUAAAUGAACAAGGCGAACUACUCGCAUAUAUUUGUAUGCAAUUUAAUGGGUCGAUGGCAAUGUUACAUGUGAAUAAAAACCAUCGAGGUUAUGGAUACGGGGAAAUACUGUUAAAAGCCAUGACACACAAACUAACGUCUAACAAAGAAGUAGCCUACGGUUUUAUACCUACAAAAGACGAUCUUGGAAUUAAAAAAGCCCAAGUUUUAGGUUAUACAUGGAUACCUCAGGGGAACAUGGUAUGGGUUAAAUAUCUUCCAACACCGAAACCACAAAAAGCUAUAGAUACAAGUGACGAGUCGUCUGACUUAGCUCUUUCUGAUGACGAAGAACCAAAUAUUUUUAUCAAUGCAAUUCCUCUUGCCGUGAACAAGAAAUCUCACAAACCAAAUUGUUUUACAUCAUAUGUGAAGUUGACAUAGUUUUAAUAAAAGCAAUAUACAUUUUCGU
Molecule: messenger RNA, 1122 nt
Organism: Lottia gigantea (owl limpet)
Lineage: Eukaryota; Metazoa; Mollusca; Gastropoda; Lottiidae
Exons: 6
Coding region: 99-1094 (331 amino acids)
Cellular component (GO): mitochondrion
Molecular function (GO): glycine N-acyltransferase activity
Source: RefSeq, a predicted model, not a curated record